Racocetra persica is the source of this 232-nucleotide messenger RNA. The record is from the annotation of a GenBank genome assembly. Lineage: Eukaryota; Fungi; Glomeromycota; Glomeromycetes; Diversisporales; Gigasporaceae.
UAUUUUAAUCACGAAAAAACCAAGUCACCAGGACAUUUUUCUGCAAAAUGUGUUUAUUGCCCAGCUAAAUGGUCAAGAGGCAAACCUUUAAAACUUGAGGCUCACCUUGCAUAUGUUUGUCCUAAUGUAGAUAAUGAAAUCCGGAAAUUAUACAUACUUAAUAUAGCCUCUCGUGAUAAUUUUGAGGAAUCAGAAAGCACAAAAAAGCAAAGGUUAAAUGAUAACCAACCUG